CGAUACUCCACUAUCUCCUUCUCCUCUUCAAAUCUUCCUCCCGUCCCCGAAAAGUCUCGAGCUUUCCUUACACGCGUCGCCGUCGUCCUCUCGUUCGGCGAGCUUCUCACUUCACGGAUCGCUCUCCAGCAGCAGCGGCAGCUUUGUGAGAUAUAACAGUGAACCUCAGUCAGGAAACCUCCGAUGCAAACACGCCAAUCCUCGUGCUUCUUCUGAUCCCGACGCUCGCACUAGUCGCACACCCCAAGAGCGACCAUUGAACUUGAAGGGAUCAGCCCAUUCACCGCGUUUCCCUCCCAAUCACGAACUCAAUCCGUACUUUUUACGCGAUUAUCAGCUUGAAGAUGAGCUGGGCUCGGGAGGAUAUGGCUUUGUGAUGACCGCUCUUCGACAUGACGGGCUCGAGACUGCAGUCAAGUUCAUCCUCAAGGAGAAGAUUCCGGACCAUGCAUGGAUGAAUGAUGAGAACGUUCCUCAAACAGGUUUUCCGUGUUUUGCCGCUAGAAGUGAUGCUUCUGAGAGCGAUUGAUCAUGAUAAUAUCGUCAAAUGCGUCGAAGUCUUUGAGGAUCCGGUUUAUUAUUAUCUAGUCCAAGAACUGCACGGCUCACCUUGGCAUAAAGCUGUCCGUAACGGUCCGACGUCUCUGGUCAAAUCCAGUGUUUGUGUUUUGUCGUCUUCCGUCUCUGUAGACUGCAUGGCCAAGCCUCAAGGUUUUUCUGCUGACGGCCGCCAACUACAUCAAAGCGCCGAGGAUGUUCAUCUCAAGCGGAAGACACCGGCUUCGCGUCCCGCGCUUUCUGUUCCCCGCAAGCCAGAAUAUUCUCGACGUCCCUCUUAUGAUCUUUUCGAAUGCAUUGAGCAGUCUGAGCACAAACGAUUGCCUGAGUGCCAGGCUCGGUUCGUGUUGGCUCAGGUGGUCGAAGCUGCAUACUAUCUGGAUAUCCAUGGGGUCACCCACCGAGAUAUCAAAGACGAAAACCUAGUCAUUGACCGGAACCUCAAGGUCAAACUUAUUGACUUUGGAAGUGCCGUGGUCGAAGACCCGGAGACUCGCCCGUAUCACACUCUAUUUUUUGGGACCACGGCGUACGCUUCCUCCGAGAUCUUGCUCAAGAAGCCAUACCAGGCUCCACCAGCGGAAGUCUGGACUGUCGGGGUCCUCCUGAGCUUUCUUCUCACGGGAUCAUCGCCCUUUCCGACUGUCAAGGACGCCAUCGACGGUCGGAUUGUCCUUUCAGACUGCCCGAAGGACGUGUCGGCUGGGGCCUUGGACCUGAUGCGUCUUUGCUUGGACCCCAACCCCAAAACCAGAGCUACCAUCGGAGAGGUCAGGAUCCAUCCUUGGCUAAACUCGCACUAGGCUCGACCUGACAGACCAUUAUCAUUAUCCCAUACUUUUAUCAGCAGUUAGAUACCCACAUGCAUCUGUGUAACCCUCCGCAUCGUUUUGUAAUAGCAUCAGUCUCACAUUGAA
Molecule: messenger RNA, 1475 nt
Organism: Mycena citricolor
Lineage: Eukaryota; Fungi; Basidiomycota; Agaricomycetes; Agaricales; Mycenaceae
Source: the annotation of a GenBank genome assembly